GGAACGAGUCUGUGAGCAGUGAGAAGCAACCUUCCUUGAUACCAUGCUUUUGAAAAGCUCAGAAAAGUUAAAUGUGGGCACCAAGAAAAGGGGAGGUGAGAAUCAAGUCCCUACCCCUCGUCCCAAGAGCUUGCGUUGUAAAUGCCACCACCACUGCCCAGAAGACUCAGUCAACAAUAUUUGCAGCACAGAUGGAUAUUGUUUCACAAUGAUCGAAGAAGAUGAUUCUGGGAUGCCUGUGGUUACCUCGGGAUGCCUUGGAUUAGAAGGUUCAGAUUUUCAGUGUAGGGACACCCCCAUUCCUCACCAAAGAAGGUCCAUUGAGUGCUGCACAGAGAGAAAUGAGUGUAAUAAAGACCUACACCCUACAUUGCCUCCGCUGAAGAAUAGAGAUUUUAUUGAUGGACCUGUUCAUCACAAAGCUUUACUCAUAUCUGUGACUGUCUGUAGUUUGCUCUUCGUUCUUAUCAUUUUGUUUUGUUAUUUCAGGUAUAAAAGACAAGAAACCAGACCCCGAUACAGCAUUGGGUUAGAACAGGACGAAACUUAUAUCCCUCCUGGAGAAUCCCUGAGAGACUUAAUCGAGCAAUCCCAGAGCUCAGGAAGUGGCUCCGGUCUCCCUCUGCUGGUUCAAAGGACUAUUGCUAAGCAGAUUCAGAUGGUGAAACAGAUUGGGAAAGGACGCUAUGGCGAAGUGUGGAUGGGAAAGUGGCGUGGCGAAAAGGUAGCUGUCAAAGUAUUCUUCACCACGGAGGAAGCCAGCUGGUUCAGAGAGACAGAAAUCUAUCAGACAGUGCUGAUGAGGCAUGAAAAUAUUUUGGGGUUUAUUGCAGCAGAUAUUAAAGGAACCGGCUCCUGGACCCAGCUAUACCUGAUCACAGACUAUCAUGAAAAUGGUUCUCUCUAUGAUUACUUGAAGUCUACCACCCUGGAUACAAAAGCAAUGCUCAAGUUAGCCUACUCCUCUGUCAGCGGCUUAUGUCACUUACACACUGAAAUCUUUAGCACUCAAGGCAAACCAGCAAUUGCCCAUCGAGAUCUUAAAAGUAAGAACAUCUUAGUAAAGAAAAAUGGAACUUGCUGUAUAGCUGACCUGGGCCUGGCUGUUAAAUUCAUUAGUGAUACAAAUGAAGUCGACAUACCACCCAAUACUCGAGUUGGCACCAAACGCUAUAUGCCUCCAGAAGUAUUGGAUGAGAGCUUGAAUAGAAAUCACUUCCAGUCUUACAUCAUGGCUGACAUGUAUAGUUUCGGACUCAUCCUCUGGGAGGUUUCCCGGAGAUGUGUAUCAGGAGGCAUAGUGGAAGAAUACCAGCUUCCCUAUCAUGACUUGGUACCUAGUGAUCCAUCAUAUGAGGACAUGAGAGAGACUGUGUGUCUCAAGAAGCUUCGGCCCUCCUUUCCCAAUCGAUGGAGUAGUGAUGAAUGUCUACGGCAGAUGGGAAAGCUCAUGACAGAAUGUUGGUCUCACAGUCCUGCCUCCAGACUGACUGCCCUGCGUGUUAAGAAAACACUUGCCAAAAUGUCAGAGUCCCAGGACAUUAAACUCUGAUUUAAAGGCAAUGUGUUAGCAUCUAUCAAGAAAGCCAGUAGAUCUUCUGUCUGUGGACUGAGCAAAAGAUGUUCCUGAAGAAUUCACAUUACAGGAAUUGAAAAUCACUCAUUUCCCACUGGGCUC
This is a messenger RNA of Suncus etruscus (white-toothed pygmy shrew), 1678 nucleotides long. RefSeq names its product bone morphogenetic protein receptor type 1B (gene BMPR1B). Bases 44 to 1552 code for a protein of 502 amino acids. NCBI's taxonomy places the organism in Eukaryota, Metazoa, Chordata, Mammalia, Eulipotyphla, Soricidae. Gene Ontology annotation, cellular component: plasma membrane; signaling receptor complex. The record is from RefSeq and is a predicted model, not a curated record. Gene Ontology annotation, molecular function: ATP binding; SMAD binding; transforming growth factor beta receptor activity, type I. The transcript has 11 exons. Gene Ontology annotation, biological process: cellular response to growth factor stimulus; protein phosphorylation; dorsal/ventral pattern formation.